Aspergillus sclerotioniger CBS 115572 is the source of this 2148-nucleotide messenger RNA. Its product is annotated as putative phosphatidylinositol-3,4,5-trisphosphate 3-phosphatase. Gene Ontology annotation, molecular function: protein tyrosine/serine/threonine phosphatase activity; phosphatidylinositol-3,4,5-trisphosphate 3-phosphatase activity; protein tyrosine phosphatase activity. Bases 137 to 1783 code for a protein of 548 amino acids. Lineage: Eukaryota; Fungi; Ascomycota; Eurotiomycetes; Eurotiales; Aspergillaceae. The transcript is spliced from 3 exons. Gene Ontology annotation, biological process: regulation of phosphatidylinositol 3-kinase/protein kinase B signal transduction; cell motility; phosphatidylinositol 3-kinase/protein kinase B signal transduction. The record is from RefSeq and is a predicted model, not a curated record. Gene Ontology annotation, cellular component: cytosol; nucleus; cell projection.
UUGCCAACUUCCCCGCCACGGAUCUCCCUCAUGCACAAGGUCAGUCAGUCCGCGCCUUACAUAUACCUCGCGACAGCCAAGGAGCCACUUGCUGAAGAAUCAUUCCAGUCCUAGAAUACCCACUUCACUUGAUCCUAUGGCGUCGAUCCUCCGGCAGAUUGUUGCCGGCCCCAGAUUACAACACCCUGAAGCUGGCCUGGACCUUUGCUAUGUGACAGAUAACAUCAUCGCAACGUCAGGUCCUUCCUCCAACUACCCGCAGCGCGCCUACAGAAACCCUCUUGACGAGCUCGUCAAAUUCCUCGACUACAAACAUGGCUCUGACUGGUGCAUCUGGGAAUUCCGAGCUGAAGGCACCGGUUACCCCGACUCCGAGGUCUAUAAUCGUAUCCACCACUAUCCUUGGCCAGACCAUCAUCCGCCCCCGUUUGCGCUCAUUCCCGCGAUGACAGGAAGUAUGCGCAACUGGAUCCACCGACUCGAUGAGCCGGACACAAAGGAGAAGGAGAAGAAGAAAAACAGGAUCGCAGUCGUCCAUUGCAAGGCUGGGAAGGGCCGCAGCGGAACCGUUGCCUGCAGCUACCUCAUCAGCCAGGAGGGCUGGAAGGCGGACGAUGCACUACAGAGAUUCACCGAGCGGCGGAUGAGAGUCGGAUUUGGUGCCGGUGUGAGUAUCCCUAGCCAGGUACGGUGGGUGGGAUACGUCGACCGGUGGACAAACCAGAUGGGGAAGAAGUAUAUCGAGCGGCCGGUGGAGAUCCUCGAGGUGCAUGUGUGGGGACUGAGAGAUGGAGUCAAGGUUGCGGUCGAGGGAUACAUAGACAACGGGAAGAAGAUCAAGAAGUAUCAUCUCUUCCAUCGGAGUGAACGCACGGUGAUCGACGAUGGGAAGUCUAAGACAAUAUCUCCAGACACGGCCACAAACGAACAUGCCAAUGGUAAUAACAGCCACAAGAAACAACCCCAAUCCGCCGCAAUAUCCCCACCCGAAACUGACAGCCCUCCUUCAGCCCCCGACUCUCCUGCGAGAACAGGCUCUCCCCCGAAGCAUGUCUCGGCCGUUAUUUUCCGCCCCAAGGAGCCCAUCAGUGUGCCCACCUCCGAUAUAAAUAUCGAUUUCGAACGACGCAGCAAAGCCGCUUAUACCGGCUGGGCCAUGGUCACCUCAAUCGCCCAUGUCUGGUUCAACACGUACUUCGAAGGUGGUGACCAGCACGACUCGGGCAUUUUCGAAGCCGAGUGGGAGGGCCUCGACGGGAUCAAGGGCACGACCAGGAAGGGAGUCAAAGCCUUAGACCGUCUGAAAGUCGUCUGGCGAUAUGCAAACCAACCGGGAACCUCCCACCCUGACACAGGAAAACCCAUCUCCGAGCCUCUACCCGGCGAGCCCAUUCCAGAAACCCAACCACCUGACUGGCACAUCCACGGUUCAGAUAGUCCUCGAAAUCAAGAAAACCUCCAGUCAAAAGAAUUACUCACCGACCCCGAACCAGAGCCCAAGAAUUCAAACGAACACACCCACAGCCACCACCACCACAACCAUAAUCACGACCACCACACCCCCAUCCUCUCAGAACUCAGCACCGCAGCUGCAAGCGCAAUGGAAGGCCUGAACAAACAGCUCGGUCUCCGUAAACAGACCGACGAAAGCAAAGACGUCAGCCUUGCAGGGAGCAGCGAAGACGAAUCCCAGACAUCGGGAAGUAAUGGCUCGAAGACAUCAAAGUCUAACUCAAAACGCAAGACAAAGAAAGAAUGGUCGUCUGUCGACGAGAAUCAAUAAACUCACACAGCAACACACAGAACAUACACCAACCGACUGACCUACCUUCUUUUGCGGACACCCCCGUUCGGAAGAGAGACGUUUCAUUUGUCUACAUCUACAUCACCUAUAAUGUUAAAUUGCCCUGGUCUCUAUCUUGUCUUGUCUUGUCUCUGUGUAUACGAAUAGGACUGGACUUGACUUGUACUUUGUACAUUACUAAACACAUAUACAUACAUAUGCUCGGACAAGUAUGGCGUUCUAUCAUGCGUUCAAUCCUAUAAUCUUUAUGGCGGGGUGGGGUGGGGAGCUACCGGGUGUUGUAUUCAACUACUUCCUCUAUACUAUACUAUAUACGAAAAAAAAAUGCAAUAAAAACAAAAGCA